AUGGCUGCCAUGGAGGAGUUGGAGAUCCACAGCAAGUCCUAUUUUGUCCGCUGGGUUGCGGUCAAGUCAUGUCACACCAUAUCCUGGAGCAUUCAACCACACAAAAAAUCGAUUAACUUUGGCAUCUUCAAACACCCCGGCAACUCCGCCUUGUUGGGCUCGAACACAAAUCUCCCCACGAUCGCCGACACUCCCGGCUCUGAAUCCCCCGACCCGAUAGCUGCCAGCACCGGCGGGCGCGCCAAUGGCUCCAUAAUUGAGCGCUUGACCGGCAUGGGCCUGAAGCAGAUCCAGUGGCUUGGGAAAUGCGAGGCUGAACGCAUUGUUCGCGGCACUUAUGAUGUUCCUGCGAAUGAAGGAGGAAACUACGGCCUUGUAUUCGACAAUACCUUCUCGAAACAGAUCUCGAAGACCGUGACCCUUGCCCUACUCACCUACCCAACGGCUCUACCGCCCCAGUCAGUUCCAAUCCCUCACGCAGCCAGUCAACCGCAGCAGGGCAUCGCCGAAACUCCAACGACUACCGAGGCUGGGAAGCCCCUGCCGUCGCGCCGCCGGGGCAACAGCAUGCUGCCGCCUCCUCCACCCUCUCGACUCAGCGAGAUUGACGCAGCUCAGACCUACACGGGAUUGCUGCAGAAGCGGAGACGCAAGCGACACCAGGGAUGGGCGCGCCGCUUCUUUUCGCUCGACUUCACCUCAUCCACUCUCUCCUAUUACCACGACCGGAACUCGUCCGCCCUGCGCGGCUCCAUUCCUCUCAACCUGGCCGCGGUCGCCUGCAAUCAGCAGUCUCGCGAAAUUUCAAUUGACUCGGGUACUGAAGUUUGGCAUCUACGCGCCGGCAAUGAUCAAGAGUUCGCUGCCUGGAAGCGUGCAUUGGAACGAGCGUCUUCUUCGAAGAGCUCAGCCGAAGACCCCAACCACCCCUCGGAGCCGCUGUUGCGCGUCCCCUCUCAGCGCAUGCAAGCCACUGUGUCUGAUGAGAGAGACUGGGAGCAAGUCGAAAAUUUGGUCAGCAAGGUAUCCGGCACACGCGAUGCCGUCCGGCGCCUAGCUAAGGAUACCGACCCCAAAUAUCUCGGUACGGAUCGGCCCCGCGGCCGCUCUCCGAGCCCUCACCGUACCCCGACCGACAUGAGUGGGGAAGAGCCCACUGACGGCCGACGUCCCUUCUGGAGGCGCAAGAGCAGUGCCACGGUUCAACCCACCGUCAAGCGCAGCACCACCAUGAAUUCCAUGUCCUCGCAGCUGGCCAUUCCGGGGGCCUUUGAUUCAUCCUCGGUGCAUGGUGAUCGCACACCCAGUAGCGUCACCAGCCACCCCGAUCACAUGGACGAGAUUCAUGAGCAUUUGAUGGCGGUUCUGCGCGAUUUGGACCACGUCGUCAGUGAGUUCUCCAGUCUGAUCGCCGAGACCAAGCAUCGCCGUCGCCCGGCCGGUCGGUCUUUGCAAUCACGGCAUAGCUUUGAAUCCGAUGUGUCGCAAGAGUUUUUCGAUGCUGUGGAUGAUGGCCAUACCUCGCCGCUGCUCACCAUUCAAGGUGAUAACAACAGCGAAGAUGAAGACUCCCGUGGCGACAAAGCCAAUGGUACCGCCGUCUCCUCGACACGCGCAAAGGAGGACGCCGUCGCAGACGAUGCGCCCUCGGAUAGUGACGAUGAUGAGACGAUUCCGGAAGAGACAAGCGACGGCCAGUCUUCGCCGCUCUUCCCCGUGCGGCCCAAGUCGCUGACCCCCUUACCUCUCAAACCGGUGCCGCGGCGCGAGAACAUUACUGCCCCAACGGUGAUGCCACCGAGUCUGAUCGGAUUCCUACGCAAAAAUGUCGGCAAAGAUCUGUCCCAGAUCUCUAUGCCUGUUUCAUCUAAUGAACCUCUUUCUUUGCUACAACGUGCGGCUGAGCUCCUUGAAUACUCCACGCUGCUUGACAAAGCUGCCAAGGUCUCUGAUCCAGUGGAACGACUCGCAUACGUAACUGCAUUUGCACUGUCACCGCUGUCAAGCAAUCGCGUCCGCGAGCGCGCCAUUCGCAAGCCCUUUAACCCUAUGCUUGGCGAGACCUACGAAUUGGUCCGAGAGGAUUUAGGGUUCCGAUUUAUCGCGGAGAAGGUCUCUCACCGACCCGUUCAAUUGGCGUAUCAAGCCGAUGGCUCGGAAUGGAGCCUAACGCAGUCCCCCAUGCCCACGCAGAAGUUCUGGGGAAAGUCCGCCGAGAUCGUGACGGAGGGUCGUAUACGGCUCACGCUCCAUGCUACUGGGGAACACUACAGCUGGUCUUCGGCAACCUCGUUCCUGCGCAACAUCAUUGCUGGCGAGAAGUACGUCGAGCCUGUCGGCGAGACCACCGUCGUGAACGAAACGACGGGUCACAAGACGGUAUCGACCUUCAAAGCCGGUGGUAUGUUCUCUGGUCGCAGUGAAGAGGUUAUCACCAAGACUGUCGAUGCUGGCGGUCGUGAUCUCGGCCUCGGAUUAACAGGCACUUGGACGACCUCCCUUCAACUCACGAAGAAUGGGUCACCGACGGGGACCACCCUUUGGAACGCAGGCUCUCUUGUCCCCAAUGCCCCUAAGCACUAUGGCCUGACGGCAUUUGCGGCAACCCUCAAUGAAGUCACCCCAAUCGAGGCUGAUCAGCUUCCGGCGACGGAUUCGCGACUGCGACCGGACCAGCGCGCCCUCGAGGAUGGCGAUGUCGACCGUGCCGAGGAGCUGAAGGUUCAGCUCGAGGAAGGGCAACGCGCCCGUCGUCGUGCGAUGGAGUCCGCCGGCGAGCAGUGGACGCCACGCUGGUUUGCCCAGGUGGACCAUGCGGCCGAGGGCGGCGAGCUUGCCUGGCGAUUGAAAUCUGGCAAGGAUGGCUACUGGGAAGAGAGGGCCAAAGGAGCCUGGACAGGCGUUGUGCCUGUUUUUAAGGCUUAA
Molecule: messenger RNA, 2925 nt
Organism: Aspergillus saccharolyticus JOP 1030-1
Lineage: Eukaryota; Fungi; Ascomycota; Eurotiomycetes; Eurotiales; Aspergillaceae
Product: oxysterol-binding protein related protein OSH3
Exons: 2
Coding region: 1-2925 (974 amino acids)
Biological process (GO): piecemeal microautophagy of the nucleus; maintenance of cell polarity; exocytosis
Cellular component (GO): cytosol; plasma membrane; perinuclear endoplasmic reticulum
Molecular function (GO): sterol binding
Source: RefSeq, a predicted model, not a curated record